GAAGUAUCUCUGGGCUGAUUUCCAGGCUCACACGCAACACUUUUAGAGGGAGAGGGCACAGGCAUGGGAGGCACUUUGAGAUGUCUCCCAGAACAGCCAUUGCCUCCUCCAGGGGAGCUGGCGGCUGAAGGUACCCAUGUUCCAGGGGUAUCGUUGUCCUCAGAGAGCCCGGCAGGGGCUGCUGUCUCUCUGGCUGGGCUCAUCUCUACAAGGCAUGACAGACAUCACCCACAAACCCAGAGGGUAAAAAGAGGCCCCUCUGUGGCAAGGGCAUGGCUUGAUCCUCUCUCUCAUGAAUUCCAUCAACCCAAGAAUUUGGGGCUUCCCGGGGGUGGGCUGACCCCAGGGGAGAGACAAGCAGUCACUGGAACCCAAAUGCCCUGGAGGGGCCCAACGGCAGCUCAUGACAAAUUCCCCCUAAUUGUGACGCGGGGGCGCUGUGACAAUGAGGGCAAUUGUCACCUAGCAACACUUGGCUCCAAGGCCUUCAGGAGAGAGGUGCUGGCUGCUGCUCAGACUGCCACUUGGCUCUUGAGGAGACACCGUGCAGUGAGGAGCAGAAAGCACCUGGAGGGAAUGAACCAGCGUGGCACAGCUGCUCGGCGGAGGGUGGAGGAGGUCUGGAGCCAGAUGGAGGCCAGGAGUGCUCCCAUCCUGCAUAGAGGACGCCUCAUGUUUCCAACACUCAUGCACCUCUCGGAUGAUGGUGAGGCCAUGGAGAGGUGUGUGAUGAGUGCUACUGCAGGACAGGCUCACCCUCUUGUGGCAGCGUUCAUCCUGGGGAGGGGGAAGGUGUAUCCCAGGACACUGGCACCGGCCACCUUUGUGCCUUGGGCUGACAGACAGCAUGAACUCCCUUUCUCUUGCUUUCCAGACACUGUGAGAAUUUGGGAUGGGGUAUCCCGCUACAUCCGCCGACAGAUUGCGCUGAACAAGGGUGUCACAAUACCUGGGCUGGGCACCUUCUGCCUUAUUCCAUACACUUUGCCCAUGAGGAGCUCUCAGCUCCUGAACUUGCAGAGGCCCAUCUUCCAGCUGUCGGAGAACUUUGCAUGGGUUCACGGGCUCCAGUAUGAGGGAGAAAUUUUUCCAGGUAAGAAGGCAGAUGAAUACGAUGGAUUUCUCUUACAGGGCAUUUGGAGCACAUGCUGAACUGCUGCUGCCAGGGGACUGAGAGGAGCCUAGAGCUCCGUCAGAAGGUCCUUACAGCAGCCUGAGCUCCUCACAGGCAAAGACAGGCCCCCACCUUCCACUGUCUGCCAAGAAGCAGCUCCUGAAAAGGUCCCU
Molecule: messenger RNA, 1287 nt
Organism: Athene cunicularia (burrowing owl)
Lineage: Eukaryota; Metazoa; Chordata; Aves; Strigiformes; Strigidae
Exons: 2
Coding region: 64-1152 (362 amino acids)
Cellular component (GO): centrosome
Source: RefSeq, a predicted model, not a curated record